GUGAAGUGUACACAAGGUCUCACAGUGCAGGGAGAAGAUACAGACUCCAUGGUGACUGAGCCAGGACCCCAGCACUGCUACCCACUGAGCCACCCUGCUGCCCAGAGCCUGGACAGGAGGAGUGAAGGGUUCCUUAGGUAUAAGACUCUCUCCGAUAAAUUCUUCUUUGUAAGACAAUGGUCCUUUCCAUCAAUGACCCACCAAGAAUGGAGAAGGACAGAAGCCACAUGGCUGCAGAGAUAUUAGACUUCGCCCUAGAGAUCAUCUACUUGAUAACUGGAGAGGAUUACACAGUAGUGAAGAAGUCGUCUGAUGAGUGUGUUACACCCCGUGCUUCAAAAGGACGGAAGAAGACCCAGAGUCCCAUCACGAAGCCUCCACCUCAUUCACUGAUACAUGAGCAGAAGAUCCUAGAACUUACCAACAGGAUCACUGACCUGCUGACCGGACAGGUUCCUAUAAGGUGUCAGGAUGUCGCUGUCUAUUUCUCCAUGGAAGAGUGGGAGUAUUUAGAAGGACACAAAGAUCUGUACACGAUGUACAUGAUGGAGAAUCACCAGCCCCUCACAACACUGGAUAAAUCCAAUCAGAGAAAUCCACCAGAGAGAUGUCCCAGUCCUCCACAUUCCCCGGACUGUCCAGAGGAGAAGCCAAACGUUGCACUGGAUCAUCAUGACCUUAAGGCAGAGAAUCACCAGCCCCUCACAUCACCAGAUGAAUCCAGUCAAAGAAAUCCACCAGAGAGAUGUCCCAGUCCUCUACAUUCCCAGGACUGUCCAGAAGAAAAGCCAAAUGUCCCACUGGAUCAUCAGGUAGGAAAGUGAUGAAAGUGAAAGGACAAGUGGCCUGGAGAACCCCACA
Bufo gargarizans (Asiatic toad) is the source of this 861-nucleotide messenger RNA. Its product is annotated as gastrula zinc finger protein XlCGF66.1-like. The transcript is spliced from 7 exons. Bases 177 to 824 code for a protein of 215 amino acids. The record is from RefSeq and is a predicted model, not a curated record. NCBI's taxonomy places the organism in Eukaryota, Metazoa, Chordata, Amphibia, Anura, Bufonidae. Gene Ontology annotation, biological process: regulation of DNA-templated transcription.